This is a messenger RNA of Penicillium mononematosum, 387 nucleotides long. RefSeq lists its product as uncharacterized. The coding region runs from base 1 to 387 and encodes 128 amino acids. The transcript has a single exon. Lineage: Eukaryota; Fungi; Ascomycota; Eurotiomycetes; Eurotiales; Aspergillaceae. The record is from RefSeq and is a predicted model, not a curated record.
AUGUAUCACUCUACACCAUACCCGAACCCCAACAACCCGCUGGGUCUGCCAAUUUACGAAUGCUGGUUCUGUCCAACCAACUGGAUCGGUUUCUCAGCCCUCCUCUACCAUCUCGAAGAUGGUCGCUGCGUGAAGGAGGAUCGCAUUCGCACCCUCGCCUUCGAGACUCCGGAAUAUGGCUUCUACGGAAACAAGCUCACCGACGCUAACCCCUUCUUCUGCUUUCACUGCCGCGCCCAGUUCCCGCAAGUCUCCUAUCUCUAUCACCAUGCCGAGCACACCCCCUCCUGCUCGUACUUGCUGAAUGCACCCGAGUGCCUAGGUGCUCUUCGCAGUUUCUACAUUGAGUACUAUGAGUGCCCUGGCUCGGACUACGUCCACUUCUAA